AUGACGCUUUCAAAGCAGAAGAGGGCCCGGCCUACCAUCGAGCCCAUCAAGACCAAUGCCAUCGCCCUGCAGAGCCUGCCCAAGAGGGUCUUGACGCCGUUGCGAUGCAGCCUGUGCACCGCGUCUCCGAGCUCGUCCCGGAUUCUACUCGAGAUUGCGUCUCCGCUGGAUGCGAGCCGCCCUGGCUCGACAACCGAGGCCAGAUUCGGCAGCCUCAACUCAGCCGCGGCGGACCACUGCAUCACGCCUCUCUCUCUCGAUUCCGCAAAGGCCGAGCUGUCGCCGUCAGGCCCCGACAAGCAAGAGCGGCCAGAGGAGGCAUCUGGCGUCGAUUCGCCAACCGCAAAGACUGACGGGGCUUGCUGCGCUCGCUGCGGAGCGCCCUCAGGCCGCCGCCAGCCUUUAUCCGUCCUCACAGCCACGACGAGGAACCUGGUCCAGUUCCAGCGUUACCGCGAGAUCCUAUGGCGGCAAGGCCACAAGCAGUUUGGAAACGCCGGCCACGACGCGUGCUUCGUCGUGCCCGAGGAGAUUCGGCAACCACGCGUCGCCGGGCUCGGAGAGGGUCCGAAUGGAGCCCAAUCGCCCAUUGCGGAUGAGAGUCGCCUCCCGGUCCGAGCCGUGAUCCGUUCCAGAGACCGCAGACCGAUCAGCCUGAAGAGAGAGUUUGACCUGCGGGAGCUUCGAGCCACGAUUCCCGAGCCGAUUCCAUCUCCGCGGUCGCCCAACUUUGACCGCAGCUCGCUGCUAGCACCCUUCUCACCAAACGGCGGCGCCGCCCUGCUGUCGCCGGCAGCCGCAGCCUACACGGGCCCCGUGACCCGCCGGGCGAGCGCCGAACAGAGGAACCUGGAAGCUGCGGCGGCCUCUCCGUCGGGCGAGAGGCGGCGGAGCGCUGGACCACGACCUGUACCCAUCCACUUGCCCUACGCCCGCGCCCAACUGCCGGUGCUCGCGGCCAUCAUGCUGUCGGACCAGGUGCAGAGCGGCAGCACAAUCUACCUGCCCAUGCCACACCCAAAGGCGUGGGCGGAAACUGCGGCAUACGUCUACACCGGAGAGGAGCAGCUGCUGUCGAAGCAAGCCAAGGCCAACAUAUGGUACUUGGGCGGCAAGGUGUAG
Molecule: messenger RNA, 1122 nt
Organism: Hirsutella rhossiliensis
Lineage: Eukaryota; Fungi; Ascomycota; Sordariomycetes; Hypocreales; Ophiocordycipitaceae
Exons: 2
Coding region: 1-1122 (373 amino acids)
Source: RefSeq, a predicted model, not a curated record